Molecule: messenger RNA, 3702 nt
Organism: Periophthalmus magnuspinnatus
Lineage: Eukaryota; Metazoa; Chordata; Actinopteri; Gobiiformes; Gobiidae
Gene: rnd3a
Product: Rho family GTPase 3a
Exons: 5
Coding region: 137-868 (243 amino acids)
Biological process (GO): small GTPase-mediated signal transduction
Molecular function (GO): GTPase activity; GTP binding
Source: RefSeq, a predicted model, not a curated record
GGCGGCGACACCGGGGAGAGGAGCUCACCAACGGGCGGAUAGCAGCUGGAAACCGCGACAGGCACGAUUUCUCCACGUAUUUGAACAUCUUUGGAGUUGUAUAUUUUGGUUUUACUUCACGAACUUUUGGAAAUCAAUGAAGGAGAGACGGUCCUGUCAGAAAUUCUCACUCAAAUCCAGCAUGGAUCCGAGCCAAAGUGUAAAAUGUAAAAUCGUGGUGGUGGGAGAUAGCCAGUGCGGGAAGACAGCGCUGCUUCACGUGUUCGCCAAGGACUGCUUCCCCGAGAGUUAUGUCCCCACGGUAUUUGAAAACUACACUGCUAGUUUUGAAAUCGACACGCAGAGGAUUGAGCUCAGCCUAUGGGAUACAUCAGGUUCUCCAUACUACGACAACGUAAGGCCUCUCUCCUACCCAGACUCAGACGCUGUGCUCAUCUGCUUUGACGUCAGCCGACCCGAGACUCUGGACAGUGUGCUCAAAAAGUGGAAGGGGGAGAUCCAGGAGUUUUGUCCCAACACAAAGAUGCUCUUAGUGGGCUGUAAGUCGGACCUGAGGACAGACCUGAGCACUCUAGUGGAACUGUCCAAUCACAGACAGACCCCAGUCUCCUAUGACCAGGGCUCAAACAUGGCCAAGCAGAUCUCCGCCCCCUACAUCGAAUGCUCCGCCCAACAAUCCGAAAACAGCGUCAGGGACAUUUUCCACGUGGCGACUUUGGCUUGCAUCAACAAAAACAACAAAAACCACAAAAGGAGCAAGGCCUCCCGAGCCACCAAGAGGAUUUCGCACAUGCCCAGUAGGCCCGACUUGGCUGCCGUGGCGACAGACCUCCGCAAGGAUAAAGCCAAAAGCUGCUCAGUUAUGUGACUUGUUAGGCUCUUUCUGAUUGGACGAUGGAAGCAGGAAGUUGCCCUUUUUUGAAUGCGUUCUUCCUGUAUAUCGUUGGACCCUUUUUUGGGGUGUAGUAAGCUUCUUAAUAAAAUAAUUGUUACUGGAAUACGCAUGUCCCAGCGUAAUGGACAUGGAAAAGAUUCAGGAAGUACGACAUUUCCGAUUGGGCUAUUGUCGUCAAGGAAAUGGGCUAAUCCUAGCGAUGAUGUCAUGGAGGAUGUUGUUAACAAAAAGGAUUCCGAACAAAGCCAAAGUUGGGAUUUUGUAAGUGGAAAGAUUGCUCCUAUAGGAAGAGGAGCUAGCUGGAUUAAAGACUUGUAUUACAACUUGUCACUGUGGUUUGAAAAUGGCCCACUCGCUUCUUUUGAGUGGAGUUUGUUGAAGUAUUUGUAUGCCCUUUGUAUCGCUGCGUUCAUGUGGUUUUCUGACAGUAGUACUUCCAAAUUGUAACUCUGCCUGCUAGUGUGAUUACAUCAGAUGCCGUGUCUAAUCAUUUAUUCAGGUUUAAGACACACAUAAAUAGUUUCCAGUGUGAAUCAGUGUGAGUAAAAGUGAGAAACCUGGACUAAACAAGCAUAACAGCUGUUGUUAACCUGGAUCUAAACCAGGACUACUUAUGGCUUUUUACAGCUGGAUUUUUGUUUAAAAUGCACAAAAUGUCACUGCCAGACAUAUUAACUUGGGUAACAGCAGAAAAAUCCCAUACAUUUCAUAACAUGUUUGGUUAUGAAAUGGGGUUUCAACUACAGGUACAGCAAGUGCAAAGACAGGAUAUUUGGUUUUUUGCAGAUGAUUAUCUAAAUAAUAAGUAUAAUCUAAAUAAUUACAGCAUUUGGGAUUUCAUAAUUGCACCAACUCAAAUAGGAACUUUUGAUUUUGAUUUGAUAGGCUACUAACUAUAGUUUCUACUCUCAUUUUUGUUCAACCAAAUUAUAUUAAAAAACAAAACAUUGCUCAAUUUUAGCUUCAUUUUUGUUUUCUUUUUAAUUACCAGCUUUGUCAUGAGAUAAAUUGCCCUUUACUGGUUGGUUACUCAUUAAAUACUGGACAAUUUUAGACAACUGCAUUUGGCAAUAGACCAAUACACCAAAACAUAACAAAAAAAUAAAUAAAAAUAAAAGCCCAUAAACCCACAUUUUAUUCAGAUCAUUUGAAGACCCCAUGAACGCAGCGUGUUGUCGGUAUAAUGUGAAGUCAUUGGUGUAAGUGUAGCAUUGCUUUUCGAUUUUGAGUUCAUGAAGCUAACUAGCUAGCUAUAUUUUCUGCCCUAUUUUUUCAAAUUAGCCGCUAACGAUGCUAAUUAAUUCUCCAUAGGAAUUAAAUGAUAACUGCAAUGUGCCCUGGCCCCUGACCGCUUUCUCGCAGUCUGAAGUUUGAUUUAGGGCCAAUAACAUAAAAUACAAUUCAACUUGGCUGUUAGCGAAGGGCUAAUAUCCUUGUGUGAACCAAAUUAUAGCUAUUAUUUCAACGCUGGACAUAAAAUAGAUCAAAUUGCUGACUACACCUUUUUAAAUAGUCCCCAUGGCGAUUUGAAAAGCUUUAGUUGCGUAAGAUUUGUUUUAAGAGGAAGGAUCUCGAAAGUUAUGAAUCAUUGUUUUCCUGAUUGUAAAAAGACUGCCAAUGAUUUUUUGGCUUAGAAACGCAUUUUGCAAUGUCGCUGUUUAAACUGAAGCCUGAAACAGUUGACAGGCAUGAGGUGCGUCCUUUUCCGGUGGAUUUAUGUGGAAUUAGCUAGCUAAACAAAAAAAGGAAUAACUUGAAUGUUUUGAAAUCCUGGAGACCGAAUUGAAAGUUGACAAAAACUAGGUUGCGAAAGUUUGGAUUGUGCAAGAUAGAAGUGAUCGCUUAGCUCUGGUUGCCACGGUAACAUGUUAGCUUCUGUUUUAUUUUAUGGUGUAAGUUGAGAUGACAAAUUUGUUUUUUAAAGUUACUUAUGCUAAAAUGUUAAUGUACGCAAAACAUUUUCCUCAUAAUCCUGCUUCUAAACUUAAACAAAUCUUAACCAUAACCAUAAAAAAACCAAAAAAGUUCUUUCAUCAGUUUGAAUGACCAAUCAGAGCAGACGUCCCUACAUUCUAGCAUAAACCCAAAAGUUUUUCCAGUUUGUGCAACAACAGCUAACUCCCAAUGUUAAUAAAGCCCUUUUAAUAGACUUCAUAAGGUCAAGCUUGUUUGAUGCUAGCUUACGUGACACCAGUUUCACUACAUUCUAUUAUUGUUUGUUAUAUGGUUCAUGCAAAUUAGAUAAUUAGAGCCAGGUAAUUUAGUCAGACGUGAUGAAGGCUUUGUCAGACUUGAUUAAACCUGGCUUCUUUCAAAGUUACAUAAUAAAAAAUAAACAAUUUACCUUUAAAACUGACAAUAAAUCAUUUUAAUUAUUUACUCUGAAAAUGAUUAAAAUGUCUGAAUUAUAAUCAACUUCACGUUCAUAUUUACAACACUAGCCUACUAUAGCAAUGUAUAUAAUCCACCGGAAAAGCCACUAUCAGUAUUACGAUUGCAGCCAUAAAAUACCUUUUAAAAUAAAACCAAACUGUUACAAAACGGUGAAACUGUCUAGUCUGUUUCUUUUUUGACAGUGCAAUUCAAAACAUGUCCAAAAAUCCAAAUUCUGAUGCACUUUUUGUUGUCGCUCCCUGUUUGGACGUUUAAAUGUCAUUGGCGUCAUGUUUUGGCAGGUUACACCCACAUCUUUUUAUCUUCUGUCUUCUCCCAAAUGUUCCUGUCACUCUGAAAUCUCUUUGUUGUCUCCAUAUUUAUUGAGUCCUAUGUUUUUGUCCCUUUAGAAUAAAUACAAUGUAAUUCAAAAA